This is a messenger RNA of Colletotrichum paranaense, 900 nucleotides long. RefSeq lists its product as uncharacterized. The transcript has 3 exons. Bases 1 to 900 code for a protein of 299 amino acids. The record is from RefSeq and is a predicted model, not a curated record. Lineage: Eukaryota; Fungi; Ascomycota; Sordariomycetes; Glomerellales; Glomerellaceae.
AUGGAUGCUUUCUCUAGGGGUGGUUGCUGGGCUGCGGCCGACUUCCCCCAAAGCAACAGCGAAUCGCCAGGAAGAGAGGGGGAUUUGCUGCAGGGGCCGGAGAACGUACGGCAGACAAGGCGAAGAAGGAGGGGCAAGAGGAUUUCCAAGGAUCCCAGAGAAGUGGGAGGGGGACUGCGAGGCUCUUCACCUGCCAACCGGCAUCACCCCGCCGGUAAUAACCUACGGAGUGCAGCAUGUUGGGGUUCUCUGUACUUCAUAGGGAAGGUGGGGAGAGGGUCUGACAGAGUUGACAGGGCUCAGAGCACCGAGAAAAGUCUUUUCACCUUCCAUCCCUACAACAGGAAAGCUGGAUGGGAAACUCAUGAACCCUGCAGGAAGGGCGAAAACAGAGCCACAAUUGCCAAUGAGAGCCGCGCAACCACGAGCGCUGCGGCCUUGCUUCCUUUUGCUUGCGGCCUCCCAAGAGUUUCCCAACAAGUCCACAAGUUGGACGAGAAGAGGGCCCAGUGGUCCACGGCUUUCGGGCACGUCGGGAGAGGCGCCACCAGAAACGCGCCACCAUCUGGAUUCGUUGGGCUGAACGCGGUCUCGUCCAAGCCGUCUAGCGGCAUCGUCGGAGCCGUCUUGGACCCUUGGAUGAUGCCAUUGGACCGCGUUAGGCAUGUCAGGCGCUCGAGCAACAUCAAGCUUGAAGCUGCAAAGCAAUGCGUGGAAGCUCGCGCCCUACCGGACGGUGUCAUGUACGGUGUCUUGCGUGUGCGCAUGUUUCCCGCAAGUGCCGAUCCAUCAUCGAAGCUCUAUCUCCCUCUUGUCCUUGUCCGCGCGCAGCUUCCGCAGCAGCAGCGCACAAUCUCCAUGCCCGGUGCCGAAAGAGUUCUUCUUCACCUUACACAGUAG